Messenger RNA from Trematosphaeria pertusa, 1040 nucleotides. RefSeq lists its product as uncharacterized. Gene Ontology annotation, biological process: intracellular calcium ion homeostasis. Lineage: Eukaryota; Fungi; Ascomycota; Dothideomycetes; Pleosporales; Trematosphaeriaceae. Bases 35 to 886 code for a protein of 283 amino acids. The transcript has 3 exons. Gene Ontology annotation, molecular function: hormone activity. The record is from RefSeq and is a predicted model, not a curated record. Gene Ontology annotation, cellular component: extracellular region.
UACAGCCCGAGGACCGAGAGAAGAUUAUCGCACCAUGAAGGCCUUUGGGGUUGCGUUUACUGCAUUCGCGGCAAUGGCGGCUGCUGCGAAUCAUAAACUGCCGAGAGAGAUCGGUGAUUAUUGCGAUGCGCCAGAGGGGACCGGAACAUGCCAAAAGACCUCGAACUGCGCUGGCAUUGCCUACCCCGACGGCUACUGCCCAAAUGAUCCCGUAGACGUCCAAUGCUGCGUCCCGAAGAAAUGUUCCGCACCAUACGCCACCUCCCUCUGUCGACACACGCACCAAGGCUGUAGCGCUGGCUCCUUCGUUCCCGGCCACUGCCCCGGGGACUCCACCAUCCAAUGCUGCGUCAAGUCCGCUGGCGCCGACCCACCCUCGUGCUCGAACCCCGCCGAGAACACAUGCACGUUCUACCCCAACUGCCUUGAGAAGACCAUGCAAUGCGGACCAGACGGCUAUCCGAUUGGUUAUGGGUUGAAGUACUGCACCAAGUUCACCGACGCGGCGCCGAAGUUCAGCGCGAUUGGGCAGGCGUGGAUUACGAAGACGAUGCUGUGUCUGCAGCGGAAUCUUGUGCCGUAUGCCACGGGCGAGAAGUCGACGACGUGCUCUGCUCUUAAGGAGUUCGCGUUCGGAACGCAUCCAGGGUGCUAUGUCAGUUCGGGGGUUUGCGCGCUGCCGCCGAGUGACUGGCAGGUCAUUAUCGAGACGGUGAGCUUGAAGGAGCUGUUUGGCAGCGUCGAUGCGUUGAAGGCGACAUUGGAGACUGCAGGCGAUUGUGUGGAGUUUUAUAAGUGGUUGAUCAAGAAGGGGAUCAUUAAGUUGGUUGAUGAGGUGAAGGACGCGGCGAAGAAGAUCUGGGACAAGGUUACCGAUUGGUUUUAGAGUUGACAGGAGGAGUAGCUGGGGUAUUGCCUAAGGACGACCCCAGAGUUAUGACUUAAUCUGAGGUCGCCGAUAUCCAUGCAAUGGAAGCUUAUAGUUAGUCUUCUGAACGAUCACCUGGCGGACUAGAAACGAUCGUACGGGCGAGGAAGUU